AUGGCCCUCACGUGCCACUGCCACUUUCCCCGAGAGCAGAUCCGCCUCCGCCCCCCCGACCCAAUCCCAACCUCCCUCCCCACACUACGCGCACCCAAAACCCUGCUCCCCCGCCCGCUGACAUCCAUGGCCCACCGCGCCCCCGCCGCGCUCCUCCUCCUCUUCCUGCUCGUCGCCGUCGCCGUCGCCGUCGCCGCGUCGGGGGAGGAGGGGCCAGGCUCGGCGUCGGAGGUGGUGGUCGAGCAGGAGGAGGCGGGGAUGCUGGAGCAGCUCGCGCGGCUGGAGGCCGUCGCGGACUCGCUCGCCAGGUCCGUGCGCGCGCUGGAGGCCGCGCUCGCCAGAUCCGCGGACCCGGGGCCGCCCCCGCCGGCGCGGUUGCAUCAGCAGCCCGAGCAGGAGGAGGCGGUCUCCGACGCCGUGGCGGAGGAGGCGCCGGGCGGGGGCGGAGCGGGGCGGCGGGCCCCGCAGGGCGUGGCGGUGACCAAGCGCCGGCCUUUGUGGUCCGAGCGGUUCCUCUUCGCGGCGGCCGUGCGGCUCGGGGACGGCGCGCACGCCGCCGCCCAGGCCGCGCUGCCCUACGAGGACGCCGACGGCCUCACCAAGUACUUCGCCGUCGGCGACUCCCUCGGCCGCGUCUUCGUCUUCUCCGCCGCCGGCGACGCGCUGCUCGAGCUCGGCCUGCCGCCCCCGGGGGAGUCCUCCUCCUCCUCCCCGGUCACCGCCCUGCUCGCCUACCUCUCCCCGCGCCGCGCCGACUGCCUGCUCUUCGCGGGCCACGCGGACGGCUCCAUCGCGGCGCACCGCCUCACCGAGUCCUCCCCGCACGGCGACGACUGGCUCACCCUCGCCGCGGCCUCCUCGCGGCUCCUCGUGCGCGGCCUCGACGGCGCCCCGGUCCUCCACCUCGAGGCGCACCACGCGGGCCGGUCCCGCUACGUGCUCUCCUGCGACGCCGGCCGCCGCAUCCGCGUCUUCACCGAGAACGGCACGCUCUACGGGACCGCCAUCGCCUCCUCCACGCCGCUCGCCUUCGUCAAGCAGCGCCUCCUCUUCCUCACCGAGGCCGGCGCCGCCUCGCUCGACCUCCGCUCCAUGACCGUCCGGGAGACGCCCUGCGAGGGCCUCGCCGACGCGCUCAACGGCUCCCGCCCCAGGUCCUACUCCUUCGACCCCUCCGAGCGCUUCAAGGCCUACGGCUUCACCGACGCCGGCGACCUCGUGCACGUCCUGCUCAUGGGCGACGUCGCCAACCUCAAGUGCCGGGUCCGGGCCGUCAAGAAGGCCGAGGUCGACAGCCCUGUCGCAAUACAGACCAUCAAAGGUUACCUCUUGGUGGCCAGCCAGGACAAGAUCAUGGUGUACAACACCUCAUCUCAGUACUAUGGGAGGGUCGGGGCGCCCCGGCCGCUGUUCACCACUGCCAUUAGGGACAUCAAGGCUGUGUUUGCGGGUUCUAGCGCCGUCAUGUCAGCCGCACCAGCUGGGAAGCCUCUUAUUGCCGCGGACCGUGAGAAGCUCGUCAUCUUGGGGCUUGGGGAUGGUUACAUCGCCAUCUACCGUUCCAACUUCCCGGUGUACAAGCCGGAGAGCAAUGCUGUUGUGUGGAGUGGCCCAGCGCUGCUUUUCCUCCUGUUCUUGAUUGGCAUCUGGCAAGUCUAUGUGAAGAAGAAGGAUUCGUUGGGAUGGACACCGGAGGAGACGUUUAACACCUCGGUCACAGCUCCUACAGGGAGCAUCUUGAAUCAUCCAGCCAGUGAGCGAGCAUUCGCAGAUAGCACGACAAGAGCUGCUGAUCGAAGCUAUGUGGAUGGCACGACCAGAGCCAGCGACAGAAGCUAUGUGGACGCCACUGCGAGAUCUACUGACCGAGCCUAUGCUGAGGCUACCAGGGCUGUGGACCUACGCGGCGGGGCGUUGAGAAGUGCUCCGAGAAGGUAUGUGUCCCCUACCAGGUAUGCAGGGGCAGCCGGUAUUCCGUAUCGACCUGUUUCGGCCGAGCCCGGGCUUAGAGGAGCCACUCCAGAGCUGAAGUACCGAGGCCCAGGUAUGGAGCCCCCUGGUUUCCCCAAGAAAAGGGAGACAUUGUUCUCGAACAACCAAGCCGUAGUAGAUGAUCACGUCGAAUGA
This is a messenger RNA of Triticum turgidum subsp. durum (durum wheat), 2127 nucleotides long. The record is from the annotation of a GenBank genome assembly. Lineage: Eukaryota; Viridiplantae; Streptophyta; Magnoliopsida; Poales; Poaceae.